AUGAAAACUUGGCAUGAGAGUGGACAACAACACUCGGAGUCACUGGAAAUGCCUCGCCGCCUGCUUCAGAGCAGAUCCCGGUUUACUCAGAUGACCAGCAAUGUGUAUCAAGGUUACGCCGGAGUCACGCUUAUCCCUCGCCCGUGGGAGGAGAGGACGAGGGGAAGGGGCAGUCCAGCAUAUAAACUCAUCGGCUCAAAGAUUCGGCAGUCGAGUUCGAAGAGACGAACACAAUGCGGUUCCUUGCCUUCGUCGUCCUCCUGGCUCUCGCCGUCGCCUUCGUCGGCGCUAAGUCCUUGGCCUGCUGCGGCGGCGGAGGUAACGGAGGUCACCAUGGAGGUCAUAGUGGCGGAGGCUUCGGCGGAGGCUUCGGAGGCGGCGGAGGAUUGGGAGGCGGCGGAGGCUUCGGAGGCGGAUUCGGAGGAUAGAACUUAAGGACUUUACGGAGAGAUCACCAGGACAUCACAUGGCCAACGCAAUUUCAGUUGGAAAAUUACCACUUGUCAUAGCAUGUUGUUAGUAUUUUUCCUCCAAGUAUAUACCUCUUCUUUCGGUUUUCACCUAUAUUCUAUUCUUUUCCUUAUUAUUGGAAAUAAAGAAAUAUAAACCCA
Messenger RNA from Penaeus indicus, 611 nucleotides. RefSeq lists its product as uncharacterized. The coding region runs from base 1 to 435 and encodes 144 amino acids. NCBI's taxonomy places the organism in Eukaryota, Metazoa, Arthropoda, Malacostraca, Decapoda, Penaeidae. The transcript has 5 exons. The record is from RefSeq and is a predicted model, not a curated record.